GCAAGAGCGAGCAGAAGUGAACAGGAUUUAGCAAAGGGUGAAGAUGAGUGCUGAAGAGAUUCUGGUGUAUGCAGUAAGACUUGGAAAAAAUUUCUGCCUCUAUUUUGACGACGACGAUGAGCUGGAAUGUGAUGCCCUUUGCAAGGAGAAGACUCUGCACCGUGUGCUGAGGAAYGUGAACAGCCAACUGCUCGUGGUGCGCCCGGACCUGAACGCGGCAGCUUUUGAGGAUGUGACAGACCAGGAGAUGCAAUCUGGCAAAGGAAUGCACUUCAAAAUUCACUUCUACAAAACCACCACACCCUCAGCAGGGAUGCCCGUGGCCUUCAGUGUCAAAGUGGAAGACAAAAGUUAUUACAUGUGUUGUGAGAAGGAAUGUGGAGAAAUGAUUGUGAGAUUUAAGGAAGGAGAAGUUCCCGAAGAAAUUCCUGAUGAAAGCAACAUCAUCUUUUUCAAAACGACAUUUUCAUCUUGCUGCUCCAAAGCCUUUAAGUUUGAAUAUUCACUGGAACGAGGAAUGUUCUUGGCCUUUGAGGAAGAUGGCUACUUAAGAAAAUUGACUCUAAAGAAACUGCCAAAAGAUGAAGUGGAYGAAACCAUGAAGAUAAGUUUACGUAAGUUCAGUCGGAAUGAAAAUCCCAACCUAUGAUUGAAUACUUUGUUUUUUUAUGAAAGCUACUUUUGUAUUUCUUUAUCCAAACACACCAGUUUUAUAACUACUGUCAGUACUUAUAGAAUAAAUAAAAAAUUUAAAAUAUUUAAAAU
This is a messenger RNA of Malurus melanocephalus (red-backed fairy wren), 765 nucleotides long. It is a transcript of the gene IL18, whose product is annotated as interleukin 18. Bases 44 to 649 code for a protein of 201 amino acids. Gene Ontology annotation, molecular function: cytokine activity. Gene Ontology annotation, biological process: immune response; inflammatory response. The record is from RefSeq and is a predicted model, not a curated record. The transcript is spliced from 6 exons. NCBI's taxonomy places the organism in Eukaryota, Metazoa, Chordata, Aves, Passeriformes, Maluridae.